CGCCCCACCCCUCUUUCCUUUCUUUCUUCCUUCCUUCCUUCUUUUUGUCCGCGUUCCUGCCCAUGAAUUAAAAUUCAUCUUGCGUGUAACCCCAAAAAACGAAGACCCGGUCUUCUUUUUAACGGCGGGGUGAUGAAACUGGGGGAAUGUGAAAUGGUUCGUGCACCGGAUGCAAUAAAAAACCAGAGUGAAAUGGAGAUGGACCCGGAGAUGAGUGGGAAGAGGGAGGAGGGGUUGGAGAGUCAAGGAUAAAUAAAACACAUUGAAUAAUGGAAAGGAAACAAGACCGGUGAGAAAAAGAGGGAGAGAGGCACCACAAUUUGGUUGAAGAAGACCACCUUGCUCUGGGGAGGGAGGUCGCCGCUUUUGCUCUUUCUCUGUGUGUCUCUGAGUUGGGUAGCCUUUUCUCUUUUGCUUGAACCUGGAUACAAGAAGGGUCCUUUCAGCUCACGGUCUGCAUAGGAUCCCGAGGAAGGAGGGAAGGAAGGAGGGUAGGAAGGAAGGUAGGAAGGCACGAAGGAGGAAUUGAAGAAGUAGAUUCAGAUGGGGAAUUGCUGGGGCACUCCAGCAGAACAGCCGACCUCUGUGACUCCUGAUCAUCUCACUUCAGGGGUCAUCUCCCAGACAACCAGUAACACGACAUCUUCAGGAGGCAGCAAUAUUUCUCGGAACAGCCUCUUCUCCGUGUCAAGUGGGGACGAGGUUUUUCCUAAUGGGCAGAUCUUGCAGCACCCAAAUCUGAGGAUUUACACUUUCUCGGAAUUGAAGGCAGCAACCAAGAAUUUCAAAUCCGAUAUGGUGCUCGGCGAAGGAGGAUUCGGCAAAGUGUACAAAGGAUGGCUCGAAGAGAAGCCAUCGACAAGAAGCGGCAGUGGGUCUGUGAUCGCAGUUAAGAAAUUGAACUCUGAAAGCCUGCAGGGUGUUGAGGAAUGGCAGUCUGAGAUAAAUUUCUUAGGGCGGCUUUCUCAUCCAAACCUCGUGAAAUUAUUGGGUUACUGCUAUGAAGACACAGAGCUGCUCCUAGUGUAUGAAUUCAUGCAGAAGGGCAGCUUAGAGAACCAUCUAUUUGGAAGAGGUUCGGCUGUUCAGCCUCUUCCAAUGGAAAUAAGGAUCAAAAUCGCCCUUGGAGCAGCUCGAGGCCUUACAUUUCUACAUACAUCGGACAAGCAUGUGAUAUACAGAGACUUUAAGGCGUCAAAUAUACUCCUUGACGGGUCCUAUAAUGCGAAGUUAUCGGACUUUGGAUUGGCAAAGUUGGGUCCUUCUGCUAGUCAAUCUCAUGUAACUACGCGUGUCAUGGGAACAUACGGGUAUGCCGCGCCAGAGUAUGUGGCUACAGGGCAUCUGUAUGUCAAGAGCGAUGUGUAUGGAUUUGGCGUUGUAUUGGCAGAGAUGCUUACAGGGCAGCGGGCGCUCGAUCUCAAUCGCCCAAGUGGAAAACACAAUCUUGUGGAUUGGGUCAAGCCGUAUUUAGCUGAUAGGCGAAAGCUGAAGACCCUUAUGGACUCUAACCUUGAGGGAAAAUAUCCUUCGAAAACCGUAUUCCAAGUGGCUCAGCUCGCCUUACGUUGCCUUGCGCCUGAGCCGAAAUGCCGUCCAUCGAUGAAAGAAGUUGUGGAGACGCUAGAACGUCUCGAAGCUUCGAGCGAGAGAGCAAAUGAGCCCAGGGCUCGUUCCUCUCAUCCUAUGGCUCAUCGGCGCGGCCAAGCGCCCUUGCACCACCGGUCCCCUCUGCACCAGGGGCAGGAAAAGGGUCGAGGCAGCCAACUUUCGCCUCUGGGAAGGUAAAACUGUUUUGGACCCACAGGUCAUGACAUCGAUUGGUAAAGACCAUCUUCAUCUCUAUUCAAGUGGAUUUGUCAAAUAGCAUAGUGAUUGUUCGAUGUUAUGGAGAUAGGUUUGUACCGAAAAUUUUCGCACAGGACCGUAUCAUCCCCCUUGAGUAGUCCAUUGAAAAGGCUUUGUUUGUGAAUUGUUGUACCACUUUAGUGAGACUUCAUUGGAGACGUGGAGGUUUUCCCUUCGUCUCCUGGGAAAAAGAAAAGUCUGAGAGCUGUACUAAUGUAAUCCUAGUGCUGAAUUCCCUGAUGGAAAAAUGUACAUUCCUUUACUUCUUUUUA
Molecule: messenger RNA, 2120 nt
Organism: Eucalyptus grandis
Lineage: Eukaryota; Viridiplantae; Streptophyta; Magnoliopsida; Myrtales; Myrtaceae
Product: probable serine/threonine-protein kinase PIX13
Exons: 6
Coding region: 544-1788 (414 amino acids)
Biological process (GO): protein phosphorylation
Molecular function (GO): ATP binding; protein kinase activity
Source: RefSeq, a predicted model, not a curated record